AUGGCAGACGUUGAUGUACUUGUCAUAGGUGCUGGCGUGGUAGGAUUGGCGCUUGCUCAAGGACUGAGGAAGGCAGGUCUUCGAAUGGCCAUUUGCGAGCAAGACUCGGACGAUACUUAUUAUGGCCGACCACGAGACUGGGGUAUCACUUUACACUGGGGAUUUGAGUUGAUCGCCAAGCUCUUACCACCAGAGUUGCAUUCUCAUAUAGAUGAGAUUCUCUGUGACCCAUUCUACAAGCAGUCAGAGCAGGACGCUGAUCUCGUCACGUAUGCUGGUCACACUGGCAAAGUUCUGAUCCGCACUCCAGCUUCCACCGCCCGGAGUGUCAGUCGAAAGAAGAUGCGAAGACUAUUCAGCCAAGGUCUUGAAAUCCAGUACGCUCAACGUCUUGUAAACAUCGAGAUAUCAGAUGAUUCUGCCACUGCAGUCUUCGAAGACGGGCAACGUCUGACAGCAAAGCUCAUUAUUGGCUGUGAUGGCUCGCGAUCUCGAGUCCGAAGUAUGCUGGUUGAUCCAGAAACGGCCAAGGUGAAGAAAUUAGGGAUAAACCUCGUCAACUUCGGCGCAAAAUUCGAUCAGGAGACGGCUCUGCUCAUCCGCAAACAGCAUCCCAUCUUUUCCAACAGCGUUCAUCCCAGCGGAUACAUGUACUUCCUUCGCAUACUGGAUGUGCCCGACCCGGACGAAGCAGAGAGUUGGACAUUCCAGAACAUCUUUGGAUGGAAAGGUGCACCAUAUGCCAGUGAUUUUGCAUCGAAGACUGAGCAGACGCAAUGGCUCAAGGCGAAGGCCUCAGAGUUUGCUCAGCCAUGGCGAACUGUGCUCUCGAACAUACCAGAUGACACUGUCUUCACUAUUGAUUCUAUCAACACAUGGCGGCCUGUGGGCUGGUCAGCUUCGCCACUGCAGGGCAAGGUUACUCUGGCUGGCGACGCGGCGCAUGCUUCUACUCCUAUUCGUGGUCAGGGUCUGAAUAAUGGCCUAGAAGAUGCAGUACAGCUUCUCGGCCGGCUCUCGAGUGCUGAGAAGACAGAUGAAGGCUUGCGUCACGGUGUACAAGGAUAUGAAGAGGAAACGAUUGAGAGAGGGCGGCGAGAUGUUGAUCUAUCGGAGUCUUCUGCCUUGGGAAUGUUUGACUACAAUCAAUUGUUAAACAGCCCACAGGCGAAGCUUGGUCUCAAGAAGUCGCAGGCAUCCGAUGUUGAGCCAGUGGACUCCGGCACGAGUACACCCGUCUGA
Recurvomyces mirabilis is the source of this 1242-nucleotide messenger RNA. RefSeq lists its product as uncharacterized. Gene Ontology annotation, molecular function: FAD binding. The transcript has 5 exons. NCBI's taxonomy places the organism in Eukaryota, Fungi, Ascomycota, Dothideomycetes, Mycosphaerellales, Teratosphaeriaceae. Bases 1 to 1242 code for a protein of 413 amino acids. The record is from RefSeq and is a predicted model, not a curated record.